AUGCUUCCUCGUGGCGCGACGUGGCGCGGCGUGGCGCCGGCCCAGACGCGCAGGCAGACGGCCGCGGUUCGAGGCCGGGCGGCGCCGGCGCGCCCCGGUCACCUGCGGGUCGAUGGGGCCGCUUGUUGCGCGGGCGCUCGCGUGCCGAGCCUGGGGGCGGGCGGCCGGGUGGGGAGGCGCGGCUCAGCCUCGACGCCCGAGCAACGGCAGCGGCAGCCGCGGAGAAAGGGCCGCGUGAGCAGCUGCCGUUUCCAACUGCUUGUGAAUUACAGCGUUCAAAUUCUAACAAUGGGCGAGUCUGGGGCACAAGAGACGCUGUUUACCAGAAUUCAUUCAGCUGAGACUCAACAGAUGUCUUCUCGAUCCUGUGUGUGUGUUUUAAACUCGUGCACGAUGUCUACCUUGACGAAGACUCCCCCACCUCCCCGAAGAGCGACCCCUGCGGCGACGAAGACUCGCUGGCUUCCCUGGCCUCGCUGGGGUCCCUGGGGCUCAACAACAACAACAACCCCUGCACCCCGCCCCCGCCGCGUGCCCCCGCCCCCGCCGCGGGCCCUCGCCCCCAGCGACAGCAAACGCCGCAACGCCAGCCCCAGCCCCAACGCCAAACAGCAGCGCCGGCGGCAGCAGCCUCGUGAGCGCGGGCGGGGCGGCGGCGGCGGCCGGCGGCAGCGAGGGCAAGCAGCAGCCAGCGGCGGCGGCGGCGCGGGGCGGGAGCGGGGACUCGGGCCCGAGAGCGUGUCGUCGGUGGCCGCCGCCACGCCGCCCCCGCCGCCUCCCUGGGCGAGUGACGUGCGGCCCGCCGCCGAGCGCCGCCCGCGCCGACGGCUCCCGGAGAUCCCCAAGAACAAACGACCGGUGGCGACGCGCGCGCUGUCGCUGGCCGACGAGCUGGGAGAGGCGCUGGAGCGCUCCGACUCGCCCCAGCCGCCCGUGCAGUUCGCCAUCGGCGGCCAGACGCGGCCGCUGCUCGUGCUCAAGUGCCACAGCUACCUGCGAGACGAGGACAGCUCCCCGGACUCGGAGCGCUUCCACAGCACCGACGUGGACUCGGGCAACUCCACGGCGCACUCACCCGACGGCCCCAAGUCCUCGUCGCCGCCGCCGCCGCCGCUCUUGGGGCGGUCGCCGUCGCCCACGUCGCCCGCGUCGCCCGCGUCGGCCGCCAGCAGCGGCAGCACGCCCUUCCCGCAGCUGGAGCUGCUGGAGGCCACGCACCGCGGCCUGCACAAGUUCAUCCCGCGCCACAUCGACGAGAUCGAGGUGGAGAUCGGGGACCCCAUCUACCCCAAGGACGUGCCGUGCCACGACUACUUCUACUCGCUGAAGAACGUGUCCUUCUGCGCCUUCCACCCGCGCGACCACCGCUACAUGGGCUUCAUCACCAAGCACCCGCAGCUGCAGCGCUUCGCGUGCCACGUCUUCGUGGGGCAGGAGUCGACGCGGCCGGUCGCCGAGGCCGUCGGAAUCAAGAUCAAGUUGUCUUCAACAUCUCAGCCAGUUCCUUUGCUUCUUACUUCCUGGCUGAUAUUGUUGUUCGAAACCAAAGAGUUUGGGGAAGUUUGUACGUACCAGUAUUACCACAAAUUUCAUAUUGGCCUGGCAAGGGCAGAG
Gryllus bimaculatus (two-spotted cricket) is the source of this 1614-nucleotide messenger RNA. NCBI's taxonomy places the organism in Eukaryota, Metazoa, Arthropoda, Insecta, Orthoptera, Gryllidae. The record is from the annotation of a GenBank genome assembly.